AUCUGUACCUUGCAAACUUAUUGCUUUGUCGAUUGAGGCGGUUUCACUUUGCCAAAAGCUGAGAAAAAUACCUCAGUUGCUCUUUUUUUCCAUGCUUAUUCCGUGAACACACACCUCUUGACAUAAAGGAAUGCCAUGGAGCUCAAGCCUAGCAUCACCACUUUCCUUCUUCUCUUCCUUCUCAUCACAGUGCCUUACUUCUCAAGAGGGAGUUGCAGAGAGUUGGGUACUCAUGAUCAGGUGUAUGAAAUUGAUUAUAGAGGUCCAGAGACCCACUCAUCAAUUCCUCCGCCUGAUCGCUCUCGUGGAAAACCACCUUUGAUCCAUCGAAAAACUGCUCUGGAACCUACCAAAUCCAAGGGCUCAAGGGGUCAUGAUAAUAUAGGAGGAAAAGGACUAAAAGGCAAGAAAAUACAAGGAUAAGAAGUUUUGGAAGUGGUGGUUGUAGUUUUUUUUUUAUCAGAUUGGAAACAGUUGAGUUGAUGAUCUCUUAUAGAUAUUAGGAAUACAUAGAGAAUCAUGAGGAUGUAAUAUAUGACAUUAAUCUGGUGUUAUGUUUUGUUUAUCUAGCAAUUUGUUCAAAUCAUGAGGGUUGUGUGAUUGAUCUUUGUUUAGAGAGUGAAUUAAUAUUGAAACUAUUGUUAAAUAGUACUUAUGGCUUUAAGAAGAAUUAGCUUAAUAGCCAUAUAU
Juglans regia (Persian walnut) is the source of this 690-nucleotide messenger RNA. RefSeq lists its product as uncharacterized. The record is from RefSeq and is a predicted model, not a curated record. NCBI's taxonomy places the organism in Eukaryota, Viridiplantae, Streptophyta, Magnoliopsida, Fagales, Juglandaceae. The coding region runs from base 136 to 423 and encodes 95 amino acids. The transcript has 4 exons.